Paramormyrops kingsleyae is the source of this 2751-nucleotide messenger RNA. RefSeq names its product glial cell derived neurotrophic factor a (gene gdnfa). Gene Ontology annotation, biological process: peripheral nervous system development; positive regulation of branching involved in ureteric bud morphogenesis; negative regulation of neuron apoptotic process. Lineage: Eukaryota; Metazoa; Chordata; Actinopteri; Osteoglossiformes; Mormyridae. Gene Ontology annotation, molecular function: glial cell-derived neurotrophic factor receptor binding; growth factor activity; receptor tyrosine kinase binding. The record is from RefSeq and is a predicted model, not a curated record.
AACUCAUGGCAAGAACUUGCUGAUAAGCACCACAUGACAGCUCAGCGUGCGUCAUACAAAAAUUAUCUCAUUCAGUAUAAAACAACAAAAGUCCGCUUUUUUGUAUGACGUAUUUCGCUGUUUUGCGAUGGGGACCGACGUUUUCCAAAGCGCUUGUUUUCAGCGGGAAGCACGCAUGUACCUCCUCGUAAGAAGGGCUCCGUGGAUCAGACUUAGUGCGCCUGACAUCCUAUACAAGAACAUAAUGCAGCUGACAUAAUCCCCGAGACAUCCCAAAUUCGCCGUCCGAAACCAGAGAAGCCUUGCUUUGAACAUAUAAGCUUAAGUUUGGUCAUUACCGACUUCUGAUGGUGGUUAAAAAAGUGGGAUAAUAUGGGAGGACGGACUUUGGGGACGUCAGCAGGCUGGACAGUAUAAAUCCUUCAGGGUCUGUGUAUCUCCAGAGAAGAUGUGGUGUUUAGGCAGACAGACGCUCACCAGCGGACUCCGGUAAGCGACCACAGUCUGGAGUUACAAAGCAGCCUGGGCUGUGCCGUGCUGGGACACGGACGGAUCGGAUUGUGGAUGUACUGCUUGGCAGCACUUUGCUGGAUUUGCUUUUCCUGUUGAAGCCGCUCAGAUGUUAAGCUCUCUGGCCGAGGCUUGGCUGCCAGGUGCUGCUGACCGGACCACCGAUGCAUUCUUUUGACUGGCGCUUCUUCUUAUUCCCCUUCCCAGCGUGGGACGCAGCAUCCAUUUACUGUGCAAGUGAGCUUCAGGUCCAGGAGACCCCGGGGUCCCUCGGCUGAGGGGGAAACACAUACGCGACAUUACACGCCGGAGGAUUUUGUUCUCCCAUGCGCCUUUGGACACAGAGUAUCAGGUCAAUACGCACGCCGUAGUCUGGAUAACGAGACGCAGUUUGAAACAUCUCCAGGAUCUGGGGCAUAAGAUGGAUGAUUAAAUGCAUGCUGACCAGUUUUCUGGGAGGACAGCUGGUCUGAAUGGGACCAAUUUAAGCUGUGGAAGUACUGCCUUUGGCCGUAUUUAAGUUAAGGUUACUUGGAACAUCUGAAGAAACAGCCCUGAAUUAAAAAGACGGGAAUGCCUCAUUACUUGUGUUUCUAAGAACCGUUACUGGAACGGCAUCUAAAAUGAAGUUAUGGGACAUUCUGGCCCUGUGUGUGUCGCUGGGCGCCGUGUCCGCCAGACCCGCCAGACAUCGCCUGCCAGCAGAAAAUCACCUUCAGGUCCUGGAGCUGAAGCCUGAGAGAGGACAUCUGGCGAUGGAGGGUACCUGGUCCGAGUACCAGCAGCGAGGUCAGGAGAACCUGCAAGAACCUCCCUCUUCCAAACUGAUCUCAGCCAGUCCGCUGUACCCCGGGCAGCUGGAGGACGUGAUGGAUUUCAUUCAGACCACCCUCAGUAGACUGCCCCGCGCCUCAGAGUGGGAUGAGAGCACCUGGGCCAUAGGGCAGCGUGGCCGGCGGAGGGGCGGGGCCAGCCGAGACGGAAUGGGACGAAUCAGAGAAGAGAAAAAGAAAGGGCGGAGCCAUGGGAGGAACAGGAGGCGGGGUCAGGGGCAGGUGGGGGGCGGCGGCAGUGGCUGCGUGCUGAAGCAGGUUCACCUGAACGUGACGGACCUGGGGCUGGGCUAUCGGACUAAAGAGGAGCUGUUGUUCAGAUACUGCAGUGGGCCCUGUGCGGAUUCAGAGACCAACUAUGACAAGAUCCUGAACAACCUGAGCCACAAGAAGAAGCUGACCCCGGACAACCCGGCUCGUACCUGCUGCCGGCCCAUCGCCUUUGACGACGACCUCUCCUUCCUGGACGACGACCUGGUUUACCACACGCUGAAGAAGCAUUCCGCCAGGAAGUGUGCCUGCAUCUGACCUGUGGCUGGCCAGUGCGUACCGUUCAUAACCAAGGCUGCUGCUAUCUUUUUCGGGAGAAAAGGAACAACCAUUUACACCACCUGUAGGGGGCAGCGGAUGUCCCUGGACAGAACCCCCGGAAAUGAAAUGUGUUUCAGCUGCGGUGUCGGCACGGAGGAGAUAAGAUGAAAGGACAGCAGAAACGUCACACACACCUUCCCUGAAAAGGGUGCUGAGGGAUUAUUGGAUUGCACCUGUUGAGAGUCAUGCAGCAUGGAACGGAUCUGUUUACACGCACGGUCAUUCUGAACUCACCAUAAAAAUCCAACUCUGAUACAGCAACUCGAAUUCCUACCUACAAAAAUAUAUAAAUAUUUAUUUUAUUUACAUUGAAUUAACUUAUUGAUAUUUAUUAUAGUCCAUUUUAUAAAAGUGAAAGUGUUUUUGUUUUUCUUAUUUAUUUGAGCUUUUUGCUUCGAUCACUGCCAAAGAGGACACGGUUUGGGGGCUGACCAGUGAAGCGGCCUGACCUUAACAGCAUUUAGCCGUAAGGAAGCUCUGUCUGGCCAUCAGAGUACAGAGGGGGCACCUCAGAAACAGCACUGUGCACAGAGCUGGAAACCAAAGCCAGGCAGCCUGCAGGCCCCUCUCUGAUAUGCCAGCCAGAAUUGCAGGUCCCUGACAGACCAGCCAGAACCAUACGACCAGUUGCUGAUAGGCUAGCCAGAACCACGUGGCCUGUCGCCAAUAAGCAGAAUUGCAGGUCCCUGAUAGACCAGCCAGAACCAUACGACCAGUUGCUGAUAGGCUAGCCUGAAACACGUGGCCCGUUGCCGAUAAGCCAGCCAGAACCAUGCGGCUCAGUGCCAAUAAGCCAGCCAGAACCACACAACCCAUC